Messenger RNA from Linnemannia hyalina, 1971 nucleotides. The record is from the annotation of a GenBank genome assembly. NCBI's taxonomy places the organism in Eukaryota, Fungi, Mortierellomycota, Mortierellomycetes, Mortierellales, Mortierellaceae.
AUGAUCGUCGAUCACCUCGUCACGAGGAGCGCCGUCCGGUCCCUUGGACUCGUCUGCGCCGCCGUCGUGCCCCUGGCAUCCUCCUACUUGCUCUACACCUUCACCUACAAGGAAACACCCCUCGAUACCCUUCUCCACCACAUCCCCCUCGUUCUCCACCUCCUUCAAUCCAAUGCAACCCAAACCACAACCACAUCGUCCGCCGCAUUAGCAGCAGCAGCUGCAGUAGCAGGAGUAGGGGGAGGAGGAGAAGGAGCAGCCUCAUACCUCUACCCAACCCCAGCAACAUUCACCACCGCCACACCCGCUUCUCCCAUCUCAUCUUUUAAUUUCAUGUUGAGCCCAGACCGGAUUAUUGCCUCUGCUGCUGCUACCCUCAUGGGAGGUGAAGGGAGAGAAGCAACCAAUGAUACGUUCGACCCCUUCGCUCUUUCGUUGACCAUGCGCAUGACCCUCUCCCUUGCUACGUUUCUCGAAGGACUGGGACUCCGUGAUCCUACUCAGCUGCCCGGAUACGACUAUCUCAUUGCCCUCCAACCGUACCUGGCUCCUGUUCUCGCCUUCAUUGCUACACACCGAACACUGGCCUGGGUGGUCUCGUUGCUCCAUCUCUGGAUGGCUGCGGAGGUUCUGUUCUACAUCCACUUUUGGAAACGCCUUGCCAGAGCACAGGAAGUCGAUCGAGUCGUCAAGGGACCCAAAUCACCCGAAGAGCGACGAGAGUUGUUUGAGAGGUGCAUGGAGACUAUUGAGAGAGGGGCGGGUGCUCGCAAGUGGCUCGAGACUUGGUUUGAUACCGGGAGAACCGACCGGCCCGCCAGAUGUGAGGAUAUUGCUCGAUCGAAUAUGAUGCAAUGGUUGGCAUGGGCUUUUUGGGUGUCAUCGAUCGAGGAAGUUUUUGGAUCCCCCACGGACAUGAUGGAGCUCAACCGAAUGGUCGACUACAUUGAGGCGACAAAGGAUAUCAAGUUUGCCAACGGCUUCAACCCCAACGUCGAAUGCAUCCGCCUUGCCUUUGACCCCGUCAUUGCCACCCACCGCCCUCUCGUCUAUUAUGCUUUGUUGUGGUUCGCCAACACGUUUGCGGGACUUGUGUUCAUGUUGCUCGGAUUCACACGUUAUGAAGGAACAGUCGACACUGCCAACCCAACAAAGAAGAGCAGCAGCAGGAUCCAGGUCGACUCAUCAACGGAUCUCAACUACUGGUGCCGCGCCCCCCUCAAACCCGACAACAAGGUACCCCUGGUCUUCCUUCACGGGAUCGGAGUCGGACUGGUCCAAUAUAUCCACUGGGUGAUUGCUCUCAGCACCAUCUCACGCCCCAUCAUCAUCGUCGAGGUCCCCUAUGUCUCCAACAAACUCAUCAAAGGCGACUGCAUGACCCCCGACGAGACCUACUAUGCGAUUGAGAGAAUCCUCAGGAGACACGAGUACCCCAAGGCGACCUUUUUCGGACACUCUCUUGGAACCAUGCUUUGCGCGGCCGUCUGUCGUGCCAGUUCUGCUUCAUCUUCGAAAUCGAUCGUUGCGGGACUGAUCCUCGCCGACCCAAUCUGCUUCCUGACCCAUCACUCGAUCGCCCGCAACUUCGCCUACAGGAUCCCUGCAACUGCUGCCGAGUUGAUCAUGGACCUCUUCGCUGCCCGUGAGAUUGGAACCUCCUGGUACAUUAUGCGUCGUUUCCACUGGGACCAGUGUAUCUUCUUCCCCAAGGCCUGGAAGAAGCGCACCGAGAAGGCACUCCUCCACGAGGGGCGAUUGACACCCGUGUUGCCCAAGAAGACGCGUGUGUUCUUGUCGAGGAACGAUAACCUGUUGGACAUGGACUUGAUUGCAGACUAUAUCCGGAACCAGGUGGGGCUCAAGGAGGAGAAGGACGAGUUGCAUAUUAUGGAGGGGAUGGAUCAUGCCCAGUUCUUGUUGAGACCUGAGUGGUUCUUCAAGAUCUUGAAGGCUGCACAGGAGUGUUGA